AUGCACUAUGAUAUCAGAGUCACUCUCAGAACUCGAAGGUUCGGGAAGAUCCUCUCCACCGCACAUGUUCAUGUUUACGUUCUGCAGGCCUUAUCCGUAUUGUGCGUAGAUACUCCAUCCCUCCGCAUCAUGGCCGAGUCAAGCAAGCCCAAGCUGUUGAACGUGCUCGACGGCGCCGUAUAUGGCUUCUCCGUAGUGGCGGGCUCCAAGGCCGAAAGGUGCAUUGCAUUUGCAGUUGCAUCUGCAGCCGCAAAAGCACUGCACUGCUCCCUCAAUUACCCUCCCAUACUACUCUACUCCAGCGUACUCCUACAGUCUACCCAGCUCUGA
This is a messenger RNA of Aspergillus calidoustus, 330 nucleotides long. Lineage: Eukaryota; Fungi; Ascomycota; Eurotiomycetes; Eurotiales; Aspergillaceae. The record is from the annotation of a GenBank genome assembly.